Molecule: messenger RNA, 213 nt
Organism: Rubroshorea leprosula
Lineage: Eukaryota; Viridiplantae; Streptophyta; Magnoliopsida; Malvales; Dipterocarpaceae
Source: the annotation of a GenBank genome assembly
UGCGUCCUUGGUAAAAGCCUAGCUAACCGCCGUCGACCAACCCCAGGGACAUGUCUCUGCCGCCGCCGCCAAGAUGCAAAACGAAGAGGGACCAAACAUGGAUCUUUACAUCCCCAGGAAAUGUUCCGCCACAAAUAGACUCAUCACCUCGAAGGAUCACGCCUUGACAAGCUGUCCAUUUUUAUACCUUGGAUGGAAUUUGCAUUGGUUGCG